UGUGACGUCAUUCGUGUCAUCUCUCUAUUUACUAAUUUUUUCGUUAAAAGAAAAGGGAUAUGUUAUCUCUAAAAUCAUACAAAGUUUGUUCAUUUCAACUAAUCGAGUUCAUUCACUUUAAUACAAUUUGUUAAUAAUAAUUCGUUAAAGUGAAAAUCGUGAAAAUUAUACAGACAAAUUUCGCAAAUUUUGAGGUUAGAAAGGCGAUUUAUCGCAACAAGACAUUUUAUAAAAAAAUCCCCAGCAGUGAAAUGAAUUCCUUUUGUUGAUUGGUCCUGGACUUUAUUUUUACAUUACGUACUUGAUAUUUAUUGGGCAACUGAGUGAAAUAAUUACAGAUAUUACAUUUGUGUGCGUGUUGUCGGAAAUUUUUUUUUUUUUGCUUCGCAUUGAAAAUAAACAGUGAGCAGAAGAAAAGUUUUAAAGAACAGAGGAAUGUGUUCUAUUUUACGUGUAUUUGCAAUUAUAAUUAUACUAUAAAUAGUCAAUAAAGAACAAGUGAACAAAUAUUUCAAACUAAAGUUAAAAAUAAUGUAUUGAAAUAAUUAAAAAUUUAAAGAAGUUUGGAAAAAAGUUUUUUAUAAAGAUGUUCGAACCCACAGAAUUGGGAAAGGAACUUUGUACCCACACUGGAGUUGUUUUACGAGGAGCGAAUACACGAGAAGACGAGGUUCACAGUUCAGGAACUCUUAAUAUUGUCGAAUACAGUUUCGGCAAAUGUAUCGAAUGGAAACCAAUUGAAGUGUCAAUUGUCUCGGAAAUUCAGGAUCAGGAUCCAGAAUGGUCGCUCGUCGACUCACAUACACGACGAACACGAACAUCAUCCGAGGGUCCCGAUUCAUUGGGACGCACGCGUACCGUACGAAUAUUAUUCUCCGAUUUAAAAUCAUUUCGUAUUAAUCACAAUGGACAGCAAUUAAUAUUUAUGCAAAAAGAUGGUACCACUUAUGUGGCAUUCUUUCAACUAUCGAAUGCCGAGAGUUUUGUCAAUUCAUUGAAGGGUUUCAUUAAAUUCGUUAAAUCGAAAAUGGAUAAAAAUUUAUAUAUUAUCGUCGAUGAAGUGAGUAAUGUUUUAAAUAAAUCGUUCGCUGAAUUGGAUAUUUUUCAAGAGAAUACAUCGGACUAUGUUUGGAAAUUUGUUCGUAAUUUACAUGAUCGUCCUUAUGAAACGACUAUGGAGGCUUUCAGUAAAUUGGCCGAUGUUUGGAUAUAUAAAGACACUGAUGCAAAGCGACCAGUCGAGGAAGCAGUGGCUGAUCUUUUAAAUCGUUCUCUGUCAAUUGAUGUGCCUCUGCCUUCGGUUUCCGUGAGUUCUGGAGAAGAAUACGAAGUAAUUGGCGUUUCAACUGCGUCAGUUCUUCUCCCACCAAGACCACCGUGUCCUCGAGGAGCCCCUUUAACCCAAGAACAAUGGGACAAAUACAAGGAUCCAACCGGAAGAGUAAUGAAUCCCGAUGCAGUUAAAGAAAUCAUCUUCAGAGGCGGUAUUUCGCCGUCCUUACGCUACGAAGUUUGGAAAUUUCUACUUAAUUACUAUCCAUGGAAUUCGACGAGUAUAGAGAGAUUGGAAUUAAAAAAAAAGAAGACUGACGAAUAUUUCAUAAUGAAACUCCAAUGGCGAUCUAUGACUCAAACUCAGGAAAAUCGUUUUGCCGAUUAUCGGGAUCGCAAAAGUUUAAUAGAAAAAGACGUAAAUAGAACUGAUCGAACUCACGUUUAUUACUCUGGUGAAAAUAAUCCUCAUUUAGCACAAUUGUACGAUAUUCUAAUGACCUACGUAAUGUACAAUUUCGAUUUGGGAUACGUUCAAGGAAUGAGUGAUUUGCUCAGUCCAAUUUUGUGUCUUAUGGACAAUGAAGUUGAUGCCUUUUGGUGUUUCGUUGGAUUCAUGAACAAAGUCUACACGAAUUUCGAAAUGGAUCAAGCGGGCAUGAAGUGUCAACUCAGUCAAAUUCAUAGUUUACUCUUGAUGACGGAACCGCAAUUAGCGAAUUAUUUAGAUAAACACGACUCAGGAAACAUGUUUUUCUGUUUUCGUUGGCUUUUGGUUUUAUUUAAACGAGAAUUCAACGCCAUUGAUAUUAUGAAACUUUGGGAAGUACUCUGGACCGAUUUGCCCUGUAAGAAUUUUCAUCUUCUUCUUUGCGCCUCAAUAUUGGACACCGAGAAAACUGUUCUCAUGGAAAAUCAAUAUGGAUUCACUGAAAUUUUAAAGCACAUAAAUGAUUUAUCGUUGCACAUCGAAUUGCCCUGGACAAUAUCGAAAGCCGAGGGAAUUUAUCAUCAAUUAAUGUCAGUUGCGCCUCAUCUUCCAAAUAGUGUUCGUACAAUAAUUGGACUUGAACCACUAAAUAGAAGUCCAGAACCUUGUGAAUUUGAUAUCAGUAAUGGAAGUAGUGCCUCGACAACAAAUGGAGAAAAUUCCCGCGAGCAAGAAGCCGAGGGAAAUAUUAAAUUUGGAGAUAACGAAGUAGCAUUCGAACGAGGUUUAAGUAUGUCCUACACAUGAGUUGAAGAAUUUUCUUUUUAUUCUAUUCCAAAUACUUUUCCAUCAUACUCACGAUAAUUGCACCCUUUUUACAAAAAAUGUUUUACUAACCAAAAAAAAGAAUUCUCCAAGCUUUUUUUUCAUAUCUUUCGAAAACGAUUAAAAAAUUGUUUCCCAAUCAUUGUAUAUAAUACUUUAUUUACUUAUUAAAAAGAAAGCAGAGAUUUAUUUUUAAAAGAAAGGAGUAUAAUUUUUAUCCUUUUAAAAGUGUGAUUUCUAUAAUAUAUCCUAGAAGAGAAAUUAUUAUAGAGUUUAAAAAAUUUAAUCGAAAUUAAGUCUUUUUUUCAAAAACUUAAAAUUGUAUAUAUUUGAGUGGUAUGUAAAUGUCUAAUGUAAAGUUAAAAUUUUCAACUUCUUUGGAAAAAACUCCUAAAAAUGUCUUAAUUCAAUAAUUGUAUAUUUAUAUAAUAAAAAAGAUCUUUCAUUUCCAUAGUA
Messenger RNA from Leptopilina heterotoma, 2983 nucleotides. RefSeq names its product TBC1 domain family member 15-like (gene Tbc1d15-17). The coding region runs from base 587 to 2509 and encodes 640 amino acids. Gene Ontology annotation, molecular function: GTPase activator activity. Gene Ontology annotation, biological process: activation of GTPase activity. The record is from RefSeq and is a predicted model, not a curated record. The transcript has 9 exons. NCBI's taxonomy places the organism in Eukaryota, Metazoa, Arthropoda, Insecta, Hymenoptera, Figitidae.